Molecule: messenger RNA, 846 nt
Organism: Fibroporia radiculosa
Lineage: Eukaryota; Fungi; Basidiomycota; Agaricomycetes; Polyporales; Fibroporiaceae
Exons: 4
Coding region: 1-846 (281 amino acids)
Source: RefSeq, a predicted model, not a curated record
AUGGACGGCGCGAAGUCUGUGUGGCUGAUCACUGGGACGACCUCGGGGCUCGGGAAGCGACUUGUUGCAUCAGUGCUUGCUCGGGGAGACUAUGUUGUAGCGGCAGAGCGCCGUCUCAAUCGUCGCUCUCUCGAGUUGUCGCUUUCGGAGGACGAUCGGGGACGUCUGAGGUGGCUUGAACUGGACAUGGAUAGCGAUCUGCAGACAGUGCAGGGGAGGGUCGAUGAAGCGCUAGGUGUGUGGGGGCGCAUAGACGUGCUCGUGAACAAUGCAGGGAGUGCGCUACCUUCGACGUUGGAGGAGGGCGGCUCAGCCGCCGCUAUUGAACAAUUUCAGACGAAUGUCUUUGGAACCUUGAAUGUCACGAACUCCAUUUUGCCCCAUAUGCGCCAGCGCCGUUUUGGGACGAUUAUAUUUGUCGGAAGCCGCAUGGGGUGGAAGUGCGAUAUACCGGUCACGUUUGCAGAAACGUAUGCGGCUGAGCUCCGCCCGUUCGGCAUCCGGGUCCUCAUCGCCAUUCCGGGCGAGUUUCGCGUCGAGGGUGGGAUUGCGAAUUCUCCAUGUGUCUCGAGGCAGGACAUCCGUGACUACGACCAAGUCCGUGUUCGGGUGCUACCCGAGCUCGCAGCCAAGGCGGAGGUGAGGGGAGACCCGGUGAAGGGCAUGUCGCUCUUGGUAGACGCGGUGAAGGGGGAGGGAAAGGCACAAGGCAAAGAGUGGGCGGACUAUUUUGUCCUGGGACGCACGGCGUAUGCGACCGUGAGGGAGAAGUGCUGGCAUUUGCUCAAGUCGCUGGACGCCUGGCAGGAUGUGGCGGAGGAUUUGGAUUUUGAUCACGACGAAUGA